Messenger RNA from Triticum turgidum subsp. durum (durum wheat), 969 nucleotides. The record is from the annotation of a GenBank genome assembly. NCBI's taxonomy places the organism in Eukaryota, Viridiplantae, Streptophyta, Magnoliopsida, Poales, Poaceae.
AUGGCCAUGGCGCCCCACCCACCGGUCCUCCUCCUGCUGCUCCUCGCGCCGCUCCUCCUCUGCUCGCUGCUCCCCGAUGCGGCGCGGGCGGCCGGCGCCGAGGACGCCGGCGUGACCAUCGUGCGCAAGGACGGCACGACCUGCACGCUCUGCGCCUCCUGCGAGAACCCCUGCAACCCCAACCCAGGAUACAACUACCCGUCGCCACCUCCCCCGGCUCAGGGAGGACAAGGUGGAGGAGGAGGAGGCGGUGCGUACCCGACGCCCCCGCCGCCCAACCCGUUCCUGCCCUACUUCCCCUUCUACUACUACAGCCCGCCACCCCAGCUCAAGAGCUCGGCGCCGGCCGUCCCGUCGUCCGCCGCGGCGCCGCCGCUGCUGCUGCUCGCGCUCUCCGGGCUCCUGCUCUGCAGUGAGAACUCUCACCAGUACGCCGACUCAGCUUCAGACGAGGGCAUCAUCAAGAUCCCUGAGACCAUCGAUGACUCUGAUUUCGAGGGCACUGAACCUGAUGUUUUGUGCAAUGAACACUCCCUGCCAGCAGAGAGGCGUGUUGCUUUCCAGGGCAUCCAUACUGGCAGGAGGUUCUUUGCUUGUGCUGUGAAGGAGGGAAGAAAUUGUGGGCUAGUUGAAUGGGUUGAUCCAUUUUGGCCAGCUACAAUGGAGAAUGCAUUGACCAAGUUGUGGGAUAAGUAUGAAGAGUGCGGGAGGAGCAAGAUUGAGGACAAUCUGGGAAGCUCAUUUGCUGUUCACAAUCUGACACAACAGAAGAUCAAGCUGCAGGCAAGUUAUGAGAGGUUGGUUGAAGAUGUCAACGACCUUUUGGAUAGGAGCAGAGGGCUCAGAUGGAGAGAGGUGAAGCUUGCUGAAGAGAAGAUUAAGUUGCAGGCCCACAUUGAUGAGCUUGAGAAGGUUGCCGAGCAGACCAAGCUGAAGCUGAAUGGGAUCAAAGCCAUCUUAGAUGAAUGA